Molecule: messenger RNA, 2895 nt
Organism: Drosophila novamexicana
Lineage: Eukaryota; Metazoa; Arthropoda; Insecta; Diptera; Drosophilidae
Exons: 5
Coding region: 1-2574 (857 amino acids)
Source: RefSeq, a predicted model, not a curated record
AUGAAAUAUUUGACCAAGCGACAGCGUAAAAGAAAGAAGGUGCAAUUAUUCAAUCGUAUUGGACAAAUCUAUUAUCAAACCGACACGGAUAGCGAAACUGGCGUCGACGCAGACGUUGACAGUGAAGCUGAAGAAGUUGACGAACUGCAGCUAAUAUCAACAAAUAAAAAGAUACCGAUAGCGGCCAAGAAGUCCAUGUCAACACAGCUGCCAAUCAAGGCCAUUGCAAAGGGUGGCUGCAAGUCCAAGCCGCAGGAGCAACAGUCCCAACAGCAACAGCAGCAGCAGCAGCAGCAGCAAGAAGGGACGGCAACAGCAUGUGAUAAUCGACGCAUGAAUUUUGGCUCCUGCUCUGUGCCGCCCAUUGAUCGUGAUCUAGAGUGCUAUUAUCAUCGCAAUGUGCCACUGACUCUGGGCAACUUCAUGGAUCUGGAGCGUCUCAACGAGCGUCAGGGACAGCGUCUGAAAUCGACGAGCACGCCACAAAUCUCACCAACCGUUUCGUAUGCCAGCGCCUGUAGCCUUGAGCCAGCAGUUGAUAUGGAGACGCCGCCACCACCACCUCCACCACCUCCGCCGCCGCCGCCUCCGCCACCUCCACCACCAUCGCCGCCGGAGGCACCGCCGGAGUCAGCUAGCAGUUGCAGCAGCAGCAGCAGCAGCGUAGAGGAGCACGCAUCCCCCGAGCCCAUGCCAGAUGAUAAGCCCUUGGAGGCUAGCGGCGAAGCAGAGCAGAUGGAUCUAUCGGUUAACGAGCUGCUGACACGUUUUGCCAUCAAUACACCUUACCAGGAGCUGGCCAGCCUCACGCUGACCAUGCUCCAGAACACCGCGUUCGGGCCCUUGAUAACGGGCAGCCCCAGCACCGGUGGCAAUAUACCAUCCUAUGAAUUCUGGCCGAAUCCCUAUCAGAUAAGCUAUCUCAAUAAUGACGAGCCCGUUGGCGCUGUUGGCAAUCUACCCAAUCUCGCUGUUGCCCUGCCGGACAGCUGCCUAAAGCCCAUCGGCUAUGAGGCCAAGUCCAAGAAUGAUCGCGAGCAGCUGCAGCCGCACUCGGAGCAGCAGCUCGAGAAUGGCCAUUGCCUGCGGCCAUCGUCUGUCGACAUGUGGCUGCCCUGGCAGCAUCAGCGCCAGCAAUGCGAAGCAUACGAGCCCAGCAGCGGAGGCGGAGGGGCUGGUGUUGGCGUCGCGUCUGCAGCCCACAUCGAUCCGAAUCCGAACAGCAUUGUGGAGAGCAUCAAAUGCAUUUGGAAGCGCAACAACCAUUGGGAGAACAUCAACAGCAAUGACCACUGGGCCAACUGGGGCAACAAUCAAAGCGGCAGCAUCUGGAGCGUUAUGGAGCCGCAGCUCCAAUCGCCGCAGCAGCAGCAGCAGCUCCACCAACAGCAGCAACACCAGCAGCAGCAGCAGCAGCAAUUGCCUGAAAGUAGCUGGGAUCAGCGCAGUCGGGCUGUGAUGGCCGCGUCGCGUCUGUGCGGCUUCUAUGUGCCCGUAUCGGUGCCGUCCUCAGAGUAUGCUCCGCAAAUGGCAGCAGCAGCAGCGGCGGCGGCGGCGGCGGCAGCAGCAGCAGCAACUGCAACAACAGCCGCCAACAGCAAUGGCAAUAUUUACAUGCGCAACAGCAAUAAUCCACGCUACAUCAACAGAAGCUAUGUUAAUUAUAAUGCACGGGGCAAUACGCGCACUGUGCAGUAUCAGCUGGUGCAGCAGCAACAUGCACAGCAGCAACAGUUGCCGCCGCAGCAGGCGCACCUGCGCUACAGCUAUAUAAAUCAAAGCCAAACACAGCAGCAGCAGCAGCAGCAGCCGUGGCACUGGCAGCAGUACAGGCCGCCCAAGCCACGCCCACAUUUCUAUCCUGGUCGCUUCUACAAGGGCAACAGCUACACCAACAACAACAACAACAGCAACAACAACAACAACAACAAUAACAACAAUGCAGCGCGCAAAUAUUGCAAGCAUUGCUGCUGCAACGGGCGCUAUCACAGCGGCAACAUACACCUGCACGCCAGCAACAGCCCCACCGCCAGCAUCUGCAACAGCAGCAGCAACAGCAACAGCAACAUGGGCAACCUGGAGCUGGUCACGGUGAACAUGUCGCAGGAGGAUCUGGACGCAGCCCAAAUGUAUGCCAUACACGGCGAGCGUUUCUUUGAGAUGCCCAUGGGCAGACGCUAUAGGCGCAGUCUUUAUCCGCCGGCGGGUCUUACGGCGGCACCGCUGCCAAUGCCGGCGCCACCGCCGCCGCCGCCGCCACCGUCGCCCUCGGACAUGUUUCAGGCCAAUGGACACAUUGACAACUGGCAGACAGUCGCCAUGCCGCAGUAUCAAGAGCCGGAACUAGCUGCAGCUGUGGUACAAUCAACGCCGCCGCCGCCACCACCGCCGCCUCCGCCGCCACCGCCACCACCGCCGCCGCCGGCGCUGCCGUUGUCAUCGGCGUCAUCAUCUUCGUCACAGUCGGGUCAGAUGACGGCGCCAGUGUGUGACGAUUCCAAGCUAUAUACGGCAAAUUUUCCGCCGCUGCCGGCGCCGAAUCAGAAACGCGUCGGUCAAAACCAGAGGGAUUAGAUUGCCGCAUGAGUUGAUCGAGUCUCUAUGCGAGCCCCAGCGGCUCUUAAGUGAAGUGUCUGCUUUCAACAUUUUAUCGCCCGAUUGUACAUCAAAUGACAGUCAGCUUAAGUUAUACAUUGAAAAAGCUUUCUAGGAUAAUUGUUAAUUGUUACUCAUUUAGUGAUAGAAACGUAUAUAUUUAGUUUCCAUAUUUUUUUUUGUUUGCACGUUUUCGCCAAUUGUAUGCUGCAUUUAUUGUUCAAGCCAUUCAAAUCUUAAUAAUUAAUUUUAAGCCCUAAACAAAUAAUCUUGGACAGUUUCGUGUUGCGACGUCAAAAU